Molecule: messenger RNA, 4746 nt
Organism: Porites evermanni
Lineage: Eukaryota; Metazoa; Cnidaria; Anthozoa; Scleractinia; Poritidae
Source: the annotation of a GenBank genome assembly
AUGUUUAGGAGGGAAGUCCUAUCAUUAUAUCGUCGAAUUUUCCGAUUAGCUCGGCAAUGGCAAGCUACGACAGCAGCAGACACUGAGGUAGAGAGACAGUAUAUUCGCGACGAAGCGCGAAAGUUGUUCCGUGGAAAAAAGGACGUGAGUAUUAUAUCUGGAAGAUAUUCAGAUCUCCUUCUAAGAAAGAAACUUAAAUCCCACGCUGGUGAAUUGAGUAAGAAGUUGUUCCAGCUAAUUGUCACACGAAUGCAGAUAAAACCACAGGCUGCCCAGACGUAGUAUGUGUUACUGAAUGAAUAUAUUAAUAUCCACAUGGACAAAUUAAUGCGAUGAGUCGUCGAAACUCCCAUGGACUAAAAUAGUCUAAAAGUCAAAAUAUAACAAAACAAAGCUAAGAUACCUUCAACUGAACGUAUCCUUGUCUUUCCUGGCCGGUUUAAGUGGCAUUUUGUUGAGUUUUGAAAUUGUAGGUACUAUCCACUAAAGAAGAAUUAAAGGCUGGCUACAAAACAAACAGACCAUCUCCACGCGCCUUCACACGAAGCGCUAUAAAUUCGAGAAUAAUCGACGAAUCCGCUCCAAAUAACCAUCGGCUAAUCUGCAGGUAACGUGUGCUCCUGCUUCUGGCUCGCUUGCUCCACAAAACCCAUCACAACUGCACAAUAAUUGCUCGCUCAUCAACAACCACUGUUGACCUUUACGCUUCGAUAUGACCGCAUACGACCAGGUUUAAUACGCGACGUGAAUAUUCAAGCUUAGCGACCGCGUUCGCGCAACAAUGCAGCACUUGCUAUGGGAGGGAUGGUACUAUUGCUUCCAGGUCAAUCAAUCGGGAAAAUAAUAUUGAUGCCCUUGUCAUUUUUUAAAAAGAUCCAAUUUGCCCAAGGAGCACCGAACAGAUACGAAUCUUAUAGCGGAGCUAAAAAAAAUGAGCGGCAGUGGAAAAAGUGAAUAAGAACAUGUACCACAUUUUCUCCAUAAAAAGUGAAAACCAGGAAGUUUUCUGGACGUUUCACGUUGCAGUCAUGCAAAUCAACGGCAAGGAAAUGUACAAGAAAGUGUGCUGCAAUUAGACCUAUUGUUGUUUUUCACAGUUCUGGUCAAGGGCAUCCAACUUUUAAUUUUUCACAUUUCACUCACCGGGUUAGGCUAUUUUUCUUAGAGAGUAAAAUGGAAUCCUAAAAUUUUCGGAUUCAAAAAUGUGAUGAAAGAAGGUAUCUGAAAAAUUAUCUCCUUCGUAAUACGUUAAAUUGCAUCUAAAAUUUUCGGGAAAAUAAUUCUGAAUUCCUCGUAAUUUCGAAAAGACUCAAGUUCCUCUAGAAUGGCCGAACACUGAGAUGCAAAUUUUAUAGCGCCACUUAGAAUGCAUUUCUAUAGAGCUAAAAGUACUUUAUGAAUAGCUACAGAAGUGUUUUCAAUUGAAAGUAUUUGAGGAAACAGUCGUUGGGUGGCCCUGUCUCGUUGCCUUCUCCGCUUAGCAUUACACGAUAUAUUUUAUAUUUAGUAUGAGCAAACUAUAAAUCAUUAGCUUCGCUUUUAGCCCUCCUGACUAAAUUUAUGUAAGCGCUGUUUAGAAUACAUUUUUCGAUCAAAAGUACCCUGGACAGCCUUAAAUGUGUUUUCGAUGCAUUUAGGGGGAAAUCAUCGUUGGGUGCCCCUGAGUUUUGAGAAUAAUAAUAAUAAUAAAAAAAGAUAUCGCGCACAUAAAUUUUACCUUACGAUAUCUUCAGCUGUAUCUUCUAUUCAGCUGCAUAGCGGGGGCCAGAUUUUGCCUUUUUCCUGGGCGGAAAAUUCUCGUCCUCCUUCACCAGUUUGGACAACAUAUUAUGGAGUAAGACGUUGUUAAUCUAAGCAAAUAAGUCUGGUAGAGUCAAGAACCUAUGCAAGCGGCUGGACGAACAAUGUGACAGCAGCUGAGACAGCGAACGUUAGAAGAAUUCGAACAUGAAAACCAGGGCUGCCCUGUUGAAAACUUACGGACGGUCCCGCGAUCGCCUUUUGUUUUCUGGUCAAAACUAACGCAGCGAACCUUCGGUCAGUCGAUUGACCUGGAAGCAAUAGUACCAUCCCUCCCAUAGCAAGUGCUGCAUUGUUGCGCGAACGCGGUCGCUAAGCUUGAAUAUUCACGUCGCGUAUUAAACCUGGUCGUUUGCGGUCAUAUCGAAGCGUAAAGGUCAACAGUGGUUGUUGAUGAGCGAGCAAUUAUUGUGCAGUUGUGAUGGGUUUUGUGGAGCAAGCGAGCCAGAAGCAGGAGCACACGUUACCUGCAGAUUAGCCGAUGGUUAUUUGGAGCGGAUUCGUCGAUUAUUCUCGAAUUUAUAGCGCUUCGUGUGAAGGCGCGUGGAGAUGGUCUGUUUGUUUUGUAGCCAGCCUUUAAUUCUUCUUUAGUGGAUAGUACCUACAAUUUCAAAACUCAACAAAAUGCCACUUAAACCGGCCAGGAAAGACAAGGAUACGUUCAGUUGAAGGUAUCUUAGCUUUGUUUUGUUAUAUUUUGACUUUUAGACUAUUUUAGUCCAUGGGAGUUUCGACGAGUCAUCGCAUUAAUUUGUCCAUGUGGAUAUUAAUAUAUUCAUUCAGUGACACAUACUACGUCUGGGCCGCCUGUGAUAAAACAUGUCAUGACAAAGUCGCAGAGGAGUUAGUUCAGUGCUUUAGGUCGUAUCGAAACGACUUGUACAGAAACAAAUUUGUAUCAAAAUGACUGUUUCUCACCCCAUCCCAGCCUGUUGCCCAUAGUUGACAACCCUUUGUGUUAAUGCCAAGAUCUGUUUUUAAGUUUCAGUUCCGCUCCUAAUCUUCUUACUGUUUUAUAACAUCCUAUAUAUCAUUGUCAUCAUCAUUAUCAAAUCAUUGUCAUCACCGUCAUCAUCAUCAUCAUCAUCAUCAUCUAUUUUGGCGUUGCUUGGCCAAAGAUACUACAGUCCUCCAUGCAGGUUCUAAGUUGCGGCCAUAUCCUUCAACAUAAGCAUUGAUAAUCCCUUCUGUUCAUUUUCUUUCCGUUGGGUUCUUAUUUAUCAGCAACAUUUUAUAGCUAAACCAUGUAUACUGGUGUAGUAGCUAUGCACCUGUUUAUGGGCCUGGCCCCGGUUGUUCAAACGUUGGAUAGCGCUAUCCACUGGAUAAAUCACUAUCCACCAGAUAAGUAUUUGGAAAAACGGAUUGUGUUACUCCACUGGAUAGAGAUUUAUCCGGUGGAUAGCACUAUCCACAUUUUGAACAACUCAGGCCUGGCCUAUAAGCAGUAAUGAUCUGGGUAACUCAACAAAGUCAGUGCAAGCUAGACGAUAUUGCCCAAAUGCACAUUCACUACGUGUAAUAUACAUCUCUGUUAAAAUAUUACAGAUAACUGACCCAGAGGAGAUUAAGAUGCACAUUCAUGAAGCAAAUGCUCGAGUUGAGAUUGGUAUGUGCUGAAAUUUUAAUUAUCAGUAGCUGUAGCGCUACAUACUUAACCCUUAAAAAAGGUGCAAUUGUGAAGAUCACUUUUACAUAAGAUUUAUACUGAAGAAAAUGCUCUCAAGCUGAAUGAAUCCAUGGGCUUCUGAUGGUACCUGGAAGUCAACUCAGCUAUUUAUCUAUUUGCGGUGCCUUUGACUGAGUUAAUUUGACAUAGGGUAUAGAGUUUCUUGACUGAGCUGCUUGUAACUCCAUUAAGUGGCCACCCUCAGGGCACUGGCAAAUGGUCAUUUAAUAAUGGGGGUUUAAAUUCGCUCAAUAGUAGUUCGUCAUAAAUUAGCAUAACAUGAGCAAAAUCUUUGGCAGAAAUAUCACCGUUAUUUUGAAACAAACAUGCGACAGGAGCAGCAUUACUGGUCCACAAUCGCAUAUAUGCCAACAACUCUUCCGGAUAAUCUGGGAGUCUACCAGAUAUAUGGUACUGAUCUUCCGCUCUCCCAUAUGGGUCACCAAGUCUCCUGGAUAAAAAUGGACUUUUGAGCUUUCCUGUGCUUUAGUUUGAAAUUUAGCCCAUUUUGUAUCUCAAAAUCUGGACUUUUUUUAUUUAUAAUUUGUAUGGUUCCUGGGACAUUUUGAAAUAAAUCCAAACUAAAUGUAUCAGGUGCUUGAUGGCUGCUUAAUAGAGGUGACAACAAUUGGAGAACUCUUAUUGGGAUGGCCAAAAGGUGCCCAUGGCCGCUUAGUACAGGUUUAAGUUCCCAUUGUUUUCUAAUAUUUUGGGACUUUGAUCACUGGCCGUUUAAUAGAGGGUGGCCGCUUAAUGGAAGGUGAACUGUAACACUGAACAGUAAUGAUUGUUGAUAUAAUUUUUAUAUUUUCCUGUAGCCCUUCACUAUGGAUCUCCUUACCCAAGACUGGUAAGCCUUUGUGUAAAGAAUGUAUUAAUAUUAUUAUAAAAUUAUGUUAUUAAAAAAUUAUUAACAAAAACCUAUGAAAUGAAAAUUAAUACUUCGUAUUCCAAAAUGGUGGCAAUUAAAGUUAUUCUUCAGUUUUCAUGAUAAUUGCCUCAUUUUAAGGUAUGUUAAAGUUCUUUUAAAUUCUUCAGAUACAAAGGGCUUGUUAACGUAAUACAAAAGAAAAGCAAUACUGUCACCAUUGUGGAAUAAAGCUUACACAGGGUAUGUUUGCUUUCAUUUAAUGUGCAAUUUUUUUUGUUUUUGCCAGAUCCACAUGCCUCCUACAGCAGUCCCCAAAACAAACAGAAAACAAAGAAAAGCUCAAGAACGCCUAAGAAAGCAUGCAAAACCAAUUUACAUGCUCUCUGAUGAGGAUGUUGAUAAGUGA